Trypanosoma theileri is the source of this 831-nucleotide messenger RNA. RefSeq lists its product as uncharacterized. The coding region runs from base 1 to 831 and encodes 276 amino acids. NCBI's taxonomy places the organism in Eukaryota, Euglenozoa, Kinetoplastea, Trypanosomatida, Trypanosomatidae. The transcript has a single exon. The record is from RefSeq and is a predicted model, not a curated record.
AUGAUGCGCUACGUUCUGUGUAUCCUCGCUCUCCUGCUCUCAUGUGUGUGUGUGUACGUCCUCGCUGAAGAAGUGCCUGCCGCCGAUCUUUCCGACCAAGUCCCUGAUACGGAGAGUGAGACGAAGAUUGUUCAUGGUUCUGGUGAUGGCGGUGAUAGAGGACCUCAGGAAAAAAGAGAAUGUGAAACAGGUGGUGAAGUAGGUGAGAAGAAUACUUGCGAAGCAAAAACCAUGGAAACGGAAGUAUCACGUACCUCUGCUGCGGCUGAAGCAAAAAAAGGAGUUCCUGGGGAACCUGGGGCAUCGUCACAAGAUGCACAUCAAGUAUCGCCACAGCAUGGAGGUGGUGGACAAGCUCCACAAGGUCCCAGAGGUGAAUCUGGAGGUCCUCCUUCUGCUCCUACUUCUCCUGCUUCUGCUCCUGCAGCUUCUCCACCGGGUAAGGAUGGUAAUAGUGUUGACUCUGGAAGUGAAGGUCAACCGGAAAGUAACGCCAUCCGUACAACAGGCGGAGCCGAAGCAACAACCUCAGCAGGUGACGCACAAGAGGCUUCUUCUUCUUCUACCAAUGCAAACGCAGGCAGUGCCAGUGGUUCUGACACUUCAACCGAGAAUGGAAGCAUAUCUGAGGAAAGUGAAUCAACAAGUAACCAAGAAGGUGAUGUGGGAAUUGCAGACACCACUACCACCACCACAACAACAACACUUCCUCCUGAAUCCACAAACAACAAGAAGGGUGAUGCAGACAGCAGCAGCAGUAUCAGCAGUUCUGUGUGGGUGCGUGUACCACUACUGAUUGUGGUUACACUGGCCUGUAUUCUUGUGUGCUGA